CCAGACUCGGCUAGGCGUGGAGUUUGGCUAGGCGUAAUUAGUCACGUGACAGCGCGGCUUCGCGUCCGAGGCUUCACGAUGCCCAACUACAGCGUUCGGCGGGCGUUCGCCGCGGGGGUGCUCGCGUGCUUCGUCACGUUUCUGCUCACCGAUCCGCUGAAGCGCAGCCCGAUCGCGCAUCUGCCGUUCGAACCCAUGGAGCACGAAGCCCCCCCGCGAAUGUGGCCGCCGUUCAUCGAUCUGACCGAGAAGCUUACCUACGCGGAGCGCAGGUACGAGGGGCAGGGCUUCGGGCCGGAGAGUCUGGCGUGGGAUCUGGACGGGCGAGGGCCGUACGCGGGGCUCAGCGACGGCCGCGUGGUGCGGCGCAACGCCGACGACACCGCCUGGGAGACUUUCGCCUGGGCCUCGCCCUCACGGACCCCGGAAUUAUGCGAUCCGAAGCCGGUGGAGCUGGAGGAGGGUAAAUCACCCAUCGUAUAUGGGCUCAACAUGACCAUCGUGCCCAAUCUAACCCUGGAGCACAUCUGCGGGCGGCCGCUGGGAAUGCGGUUCCAUCCGGUGACGGGCGAUCUGUGGUUCGCGGAUGCGUACUUCGGGCUGUGCAAGGUGGGGCGGCAGGGCGGGCAGGCGCAAGUGGUGGUGGCACACGUGGAGGGCGGCCGCUGCUGUUCGCCAACGACCUCGAUAUUGCCGCCAGCGACGAGAAUGGCACCAUCUACUUCACCGACACCAGCACGCGCUUCCAACGCAGGAAUUUCUUUGUGGCGAUAAUGGAGGGGUGGGCGGACGGGCGGCUGAUGAGGCUGGACAUUGCGACGGGCAAGGUGGAGGUGAUCAUGAGGAACCUCGCCUUUGCCAAUGGCGUUGCGCUCUCCAAAGACAAGUCCUUCCUCAUUGUCUGCGAAACCACCCGGGCCAGGUGCAUGCGCUACUGGAUCAAGGGCCCUAAGGCGGGCAGCAGCGAGCUCUUCCUGGACCUGCCCGGGCUGCCUGACAACAUUCGCCUCAACCCCCGCGGCCGUUUCUGGAUCGCUCUCCACGCCAAACGAGGCGUCAUCAUUGACAUCCUGACCACGCGCCCAUGGCUACGCCGCAUCAUGAUGCGGCUGCCACUCGAGGUCAAAAUCCUAUACGGCAUCAUCAUAGGUGCGCCGCACGGGUACCUGAUAGAGGUGGAUGAGAACGGGGAGAUCACCGAGGUCCUGGAGGACAGCCUGGGGCUCGUGGUGCGUGCGAUCAGCGAGGUGGAGGAGAGAGGGGGGCGGCUGUGGAUGGGGUCCGUCAUCAUGCCGCACGUGGCGGUGGUGGACUACCCGGUCAAGGUGAAGCUGCCGGGAAGCACGGGCAGCAGGGGGAGAAGGGAGAGGCAGAGGAGGAGGGUGCUGUGGGUGAGAAGGAAGAGGAGGAGGAGGAGGAGGAGGAGGAGGGGGAGGGGGAGGGCGAAACAAAGGAUGAGCUGUGAAGUGUCCCUGUUACGAGUGCUAGAGGACAGCCUAGGUCUGUUGGUGCGCGAGGUGGAGGAGAGGCUAUGGAUGGGGUCCGUCAUCAUGCCACAUGUGUGGCGGUGGUGGACUACCCAGUCAAGGUCAAGCUGGGGGCAGCAGGGGGAGGAAGGAGAGGUGGAGGGUGGUGCAGUGGGUGGGAAGGAAGAGGAUGGUUCUGGUGACGGUGGUGGUGAUAGCUAGGAUGAAAGCAUCCUACUGGUUGGUUGCAUGGUAGGAGUGCAUUCAGGAGAUAUCGGUAGUUGUGUACUCCAUACUAAAUGUAGUUGAAAUAAAAUCCUCCGAUUUGU
Closterium sp. NIES-67 is the source of this 1795-nucleotide messenger RNA. NCBI's taxonomy places the organism in Eukaryota, Viridiplantae, Streptophyta, Zygnematophyceae, Desmidiales, Closteriaceae. The record is from the annotation of a GenBank genome assembly.